This is a messenger RNA of Kockovaella imperatae, 3473 nucleotides long. RefSeq names its product ubiquitin carboxyl-terminal hydrolase-domain-containing protein. Lineage: Eukaryota; Fungi; Basidiomycota; Tremellomycetes; Tremellales; Cuniculitremaceae. Gene Ontology annotation, biological process: nuclear-transcribed mRNA poly(A) tail shortening; mRNA processing. Gene Ontology annotation, cellular component: PAN complex; P-body. The coding region runs from base 52 to 3354 and encodes 1100 amino acids. Gene Ontology annotation, molecular function: nucleic acid binding; poly(A)-specific ribonuclease activity; protein binding. The transcript has 11 exons. The record is from RefSeq and is a predicted model, not a curated record.
AUUGAUCCUUGACAGUAAACCAAUCAUGGGACGCAGAUUUCCGUGCCCGAGAUGAGCAUCUACAACCCCCUCACCCUUAUACUCCUCCCUCCGACCCACACGGAUCCGAAACCGUUGCCCACGGCCCUGGCAAUCGACCCCUUGGCUGAUUUACUAUGGUGCGGCUCGUCAACGGGUGUGGUCUCGACCUACUGCUCCCCGUCUCAUCUCUCCCCAAACGUCCGCUUCCCAGCUCAUGGGGCUGAUGCGUCCGGAAGCCUCCUCUCUGGUGGCAGCGGCAGUGUCAGGGGGAUCCGCGUGACCGAUAGAGAAGUAUGGACGCUGACAGAAGGAGGAGUUGGUGGUCGAAGAAGAGGCGGAGCAGCCAAGUGGAAUGUCAGCGAUCCUGCCAGGGGACUGAGAGCAAUGUGUGGGAACCCCACAAACUCUCACGAGGUCGUCGCAGGAGGCAUGAACGGGCUGGUCAUCGCCAACACAGCUCGAGGGGAGGUAUUGAAAAGGAUCGAUACGAGUCCUAUAGUGCAUCUGUCCGAUGCGUCACGGAGUGUCUUCAGUGCAUCUCAAUCUGGCCAAGUGUCAAUAUUAGACCCACGAAUCGGCUUCAAAACAUCAUCAACAGUGUCGCCCGUCCAGGCACAUACUGGUGGUCUGAAUGGUGUCGACGCAAGAGGGCAUAUCGUCUGUACAUGGGGAUGGACACAUAUGUCCGGUCAUCCGCUACCCGAUCCUCUCGUCCGCCUCUACGACGUCCGUACUCUCCGAGCUCUUCCACCCAUCUCGUUUCCUGCGGGUCCUGCAUUCGCCGUUCUUCAUCCUUCAGAUCCAUCCAAACUCGUCAUAUCCUCUCAGCAAGGAAUGCUACAGGCCAUCGACAUGGCCUCGGGCUCCAGUGGAGCUUUCGUCCAGCUCGACGUAUCAUCCUACAUCACGAGCAUGACGAUGAGCUCGACUGGAGACUACCUCGCGUUUGGUGAUGCGGAUGGUCAGAUUCAUCUCUGGACGGCUCUGGACACUGAGGAGCGGAACGAGGAUGGGACACUGGCACUGACUCCAUUUGGCACCGGUGUACGCACAGAAUGGCCCGAUCCUCCAGACCCCCUGCCAAAUGUGGAGUGGACAGAUGCAACACCUCUCAACGCCAUUGGAAUGCCGCACUACAACGAGCCACUGUUAUCCUAUUUUUCCACCACCGCAUACGCCCCUGCCUCCUCCCCCUUCUUCAAUCCACCUCCUCUCAUUCCCGAGCCGGUCCUUGCCUCCAUGAAGAUGGUCGACUUUGUCGGUUACGCCACCAUGCCCCAUGAGCUCCGUGGUAAGCGAUAUGUUGUAUCUGCUCGACCAGGCGCUGGGCGACGAGCGACCGACCGUGGCUUUGUCGAUCGCAAGCAGAGUGGUCCCAAGUUCCUCAGCGAAAGGGACCGAUGGAAAAACCUGUCUGUAGAUGACGAUGUCGGCGAGAUCCCCAAGUGGUAUCGCCAGGUAUCGAUCAAGUACUCCAAAUUCGGUGUCGAAGACUUCGACUUUUCAUUCUACAAUCAGACAACACAUAGUGGACUGGAGACUGACAUCUUCAAUUCGUAUACCAACGCCUUGCUUCAAGCCCUUCACUACUCAAACCCGAUCCGGUCGGUGGCAAAGGCACACAUCUGCGUCGAUUGCAAGCGCGAACACUGUCUAUUGUGUGAGGCGGGGUUCCUCUUCCGUAUGUUGGAAGAUGCCCGGGGUAUCAAUUGCCAAGCGAGCAACUUUUCGCGAGCUUUCAGCGCGACUCCUCAGGCCACCGCACUGGGUCUCAUCGACCUGGGCGAUAAGAGAACAUCUUAUGCGGCACUGACUCAGAAUCUGAAUCGAUGGCUAUUGUCCACGUUCAGCGUCGAGCACCUAGACCUACGUCCAUCCAUUGACGACGUCUUGGGUAUUCCUACAACUACCACUAUCACCUGCCAGCAAUGCGGUUUCACCUCGUCACGAGAUUCUACCAUCCACGUCAUUGAUUUAGCCUACCCUCGCAAGCCCGAAGGCACAUUCACAGAUAUUCUCCACUCAUCCAUUGUUCGAGAGAGCUCCACGCGGGCCUCGUGUUCGAACUGCAGGCAGUUUGCUCUACUCCAGACGAGACGAUCAUUGGCCUCUUCGCUCCCUCCCGUGAUAUCUCUCAAUCUAAUGGUGACUUCGCCUGACAUAUUGGAGCUCUGGCAAGGCGACUUUCUGCCGCCGAGUGUGAGCGUAGCAUCCCUCCCUGAUGGCGAUAUUACUGUAUCACUGGAUGAGGACGGCGACGUCUACAACGUGACGUCUUUGGUCGCGCACAUCCAGACGGAAGGCUCGUCUCACCUGGUAGCUUUUGCAAAAAUUUCCGGCGAAUGGUUCGUUUUCAAUGACUUUUUGGUCCAGCCCGUUCCGCCUGAGGAGGUGUUCACUUUUGAACCGUGGAAAAUCCCCGCCGUCAUUUUCCUCCAGAGACGUGACCUCAAAGUGGAUGUGGAUGCCUUGCCCACCCAACUUGGCCCGAACGCUCUUCUCGAAGACGUCUCUAUAGCAUUCAAUCGUCGUCGAAAUCUUAUCAAACAUAAAAUCUUGGAUCCAGAGGAGAUGCCCCCGCGGGGUUCGCUAGUGUCAAUCGAUGCAGAGUUUGUUGCCCUUCAGCAGGAGGAAAUGGAGUUCCGCUCAGAUGGCACCAAAAACAUUCUCAAACCGUCGCACAUGUCCCUCGCAAGAGUCUCCGUCCUGCGUGGCGAGGGUCGAGACGAGGGCAUCCCUUUCAUUGACGAUUACAUUCAUACUAGCGAGACUGUCGUCGACUAUUUGACCGAAUUUUCCGGUAUCAAGAGUGGUGACCUCGACCCAAACAACUCACCACAUACACUUGUACCUCUCAAAGUUGCGUACAAGAAGCUUCGCCUGCUGGUGGAUUUGGGAUGCAUCUUCAUUGGGCACGGUCUGUCCAAGGACUUUCGGACAAUAAACAUUUUCGUCCCUCCAACUCAGGUCAUGGAUACGGUCAACCUCUACGUCUUACCUGGUCAAAGGCGGAAGCUGUCGCUCCGCUUUCUGACCUGGUUCCUGCUGAAGAAAGACAUCCAGACCUCGAUGCACGACUCGAUCGAAGAUGCAAAAUAUGCCUUGCUUCUGUACAGGCUGUAUCAACGGUUCGUGGAGGAAAACCGAUUUGACGACGUGGUGGAAGAUAUUUUCUAUGAGGGACAGAAGCUUGGUUUCAAACCGCCUCUACAAGUCGAAGCCUCUCCUCAACCGCCUCAACCACAACCACCACCCGUCCACAGUACUCCCCAGCGUACUCCGCGUCAACAUCCGAGCUCGCAUAAUCUGAGGGGGAGGAGGGGCCGCAGAUAGACCUGUACAUAGUUGUCAAGAGACAGCAGAGUCGUAGCUCACGCAUUCUUGUCGAAAGCAGUCGCGUGAGCCAGAAUCGCCACGUAAAUUCGCCAAUGCUAUGUAGAAAUCAUUGUCCA